AUGUCUUCUACCGAGACCAAGGUUACUCCACCCGAUAGCAAGAAUUGGCUUCCCCAUGGGGGCAGCCAUGACUUGGUUACCUUUGAGCCACGCAACUACGGUGACUGGCGUGAUGAGUUUCACAAGAAUGGUUGCGUGGUUAUCAAGAACGUGAUCAGCCCUGAGCGGGCCCAAUACUAUCGCGAGAAGCAGAUCCAGUGGCUGAAGAAUUUUGAACUUGGCUUUGAUGAGAAUGAUGAAAGUACUUGGACCGAGGCGCAUUUGCCUGUCAGUUUCAAGGGAGGCAUGUACUUUGCGUAUGGCUCUCCCCAUGAGAAGAUGGCCUGGGAGGCACGCACUGAGCCCGCAGUUAUCAACAUUUUUGAGACACUUUGGGAAACAAAGGAGUUGAUCAGCUCAUUUGACGGAAUGAACAUCUCUAUGCCGCGACGCAAGGAUCUUCGUUGGAGUCCGUGGCCGCACUGUGACCAGAAUCAGAGGCGUAAAGGAAUGCAAGCUGUCCAGGGCCUACUCAACUACGCCCCCAACGGCCCUAAAGACGGAGGCCUUAUGUUGAUGAAAGGCUCCUCUAAGCUUUUCGAUGAAUUCUUCGCCCAAAAGCGCGAGUCAUACAACCACGAGGACGCACCACCCCCGGAGAUGGAAUUUAUGGACCUUUUCUUGUUCAAUGACAAGGAUGUCGAGUGGUUCAAGGAACGUGGCUGUGAGCUAAUCAAGGUGAAUAUGGAACCUGGCGAUUUCGUCCUAUGGGACUCUCGCACCAUGCACUACGCCUGUCUACCCGAGGGCGAUCAAAUUCGCCACGUCCAGUAUAUCUGCAUGACACCUAAGCGCUUUGCGUCGCCUGAGGCGUUGGAGCUAAAGAAGCAAUGCUUUGAGAACUACAUUGGAACUACCCACUGGCCCCACUGCAAUAUUCGGCCGACCAAGGAGAAGCCUAUGCGUGGUGAUGUUGUUUGCCCAAAGGAUCGCAGUGAGCCAUUCGAGAAGCCCGAGUUGACGGAUACGGUCUUGAAAUUGGCUGGUGUGAAGGCGUACUGA
Molecule: messenger RNA, 1041 nt
Organism: Penicillium cataractarum
Lineage: Eukaryota; Fungi; Ascomycota; Eurotiomycetes; Eurotiales; Aspergillaceae
Exons: 4
Coding region: 1-1041 (346 amino acids)
Source: RefSeq, a predicted model, not a curated record